AUAGACCCUGUAACAUGACACAAAGAUUUUGGCGCGAAAAAAAGGAUCACUUCCGGUGUCUGGUGGUCACGUGCGGUCUCAUUACUAGUCGAGCACCAGACAGGUUCGUAUCUUCGAGCAGAGAGCUGAGAUUUUCUCUCUCAAAACCACAAAAUAUCGUCUGAUUCGUCAUGGCAGGACUAAAGCUUGGAGACAAGAUCAUCGAAGGCAAGACCAAGAUCGUCUACGCCCUCCCCGACGACCCCGCAAAUGUCUACAUCCUGUCUAAGGACCGCAUCACUGCCGGAGAUGGCGCACGUGCAAACGACUUGGAGGGCAAGGCCGUCAUCUCCACGGCAACCGCAACUUCCAUCUUCCAUCUCCUGACCAGUGCAGGUAUAAAGAACCACUUCGUACGGCAACAUGACGACAAGUCCUUCAUCGCCCAGCGCUGUGACAUGAUUCCCAUCGAAUGGGUCACACGACGAUUGGCUACCGGAUCCUUCUUAAAACGGAACGUAGGAGUUAAAGAAGGGUACAGGUUCUCUCCACCCAAGCUGGAGACUUUCUUCAAGGAUGAUGAGAACCAUGAUCCCCAGUGGUCGUACGAACAGCUGCUCGGAGCCAAGCUGGAGGCAGGGGGCCGCGUGAUUGGUCGAGACGAGGUUGAGAUCAUGAGCCGGACGACGGUUGCCGUGUUUGAGGUUCUGGAGAAGGCCUGGGCCACACAGAACUGCACGCUGGUGGACAUGAAGAUCGAGUUUGGCGUCAACACAAAAGGUGAGAUUGUCCUGGCUGACCUGAUUGACAGCGACUCGUGGCGGCUGUGGCCGUCAGGUGACCGCCGGCUGAUGAAGGACAAGCAGGUGUACCGUGAGCUGAAGGAGGUGACAGCAGAGGCUCUGGACGAGGUCAAGAGGAACUUCCAGUGGGUCGCAGAGAGGGUCAAGCUGCUGCAGACCAAGCCCAGCGCUCAGGUGGUUGUCCUGAUGGGCUCAGCCACGGACUUGGAACACGGGCAGAAGAUCAGUAAAGGGUGCCAGGCACUGGGCAUCCCCUGCGACGUCAGGGUCAGCUCUGCACACAAGGGCACUAACGGGCUGGGACCGGUCCUGUCCGGUAACACGUCCUACCCCGUCAUCAACUGCCCCCCUGUGAAGGCCGACUGGGGAGCCCAGGAUAUCUGGUCGUCUCUCAGGCUGCCGUCAGGUCUCGGCUGUUCGACCGUGCUGUCCCCCGACGCGGCUGUCCUGGCGGCUGCCCAGAUCCUCUCGCUGUCCGACCACAUGAUCUGGUCCCGCCUGCGCUGCAAGCAGCUGUACACCUACCUCGGGCUCAAGGACUCCGACAAGGAAGUCCGCAAGGACAAGUAAAAUCCAAGUCCUCAACUGUGCAUUACAAUGCAAUGCAAUGCAGACUUUAUUAUUAGACGCUAGUUUUCCAGUAGAUUCCUGUGUGGUAGAGUGUAGGGUGUCACUUUGCUUUCCAUGCAUAUAUUUGCUUUACUGUAUAUGCAUAAAUUUGGCUUUAAGUCUUUAUGAGAAAAUGCAGUAACCAGCUUUGGAGCUUAAAGCAUUUGCUUGUAUCUUUCAGUGGCAAUGAGAAACUUGUUUUCCAGUAAAUGCAUAAAUCUGGCUUCAAGCCUUCGUUUAUGCAGUAAAGGUUGUAUCUUUCAGCAGUUAAAAGUUGUUUUUCCAAAGUGAUAGCUUUUGGUAGCGUGCUUGUGCUUUCUUUGGUUUGCUACAUGAUGAUCUGGCUUCAACUAAGUUCAAGUCUAAGAAAUUGAAGUAGCUAGCUUUUCAACUGUCUAGAAUCAUGUUUCCAAUAUUAGACAUGAUGCCAUGUACUUGCCUGGUAUUUGAACCUUGGAGCUGACCGGAAGUAUUGAAUACAAGUUUAUUACGUUUAUGUACCAGUUUGUCAUGGGUCAUGUAUGAUAUUCAAAUAAAUGUCUGCAGCCC
Molecule: messenger RNA, 1940 nt
Organism: Branchiostoma floridae (Florida lancelet)
Lineage: Eukaryota; Metazoa; Chordata; Leptocardii; Amphioxiformes; Branchiostomatidae
Product: multifunctional protein ADE2-like
Exons: 8
Coding region: 171-1352 (393 amino acids)
Biological process (GO): 'de novo' IMP biosynthetic process
Molecular function (GO): phosphoribosylaminoimidazolesuccinocarboxamide synthase activity
Source: RefSeq, a predicted model, not a curated record